CAGACUUUGGACUUUUUCUGGCUGACGAGGACCCAAAGAAAGGAGUAUGGCUGGAGCAAGGUCGCAGCUUGGAGUACUACCUGCUGCGGAAUGGGGAUCUGCUGGAGUACAAGAAGAAGCAGCGUAUCCUGAAGGUGCGGACGCUGGACGGGGCUCUGAAGACCCUGCAGGUGGAUGACAGCCACACCGUGGGGCAGCUCAUGAUCACCAUCUGCACCAGGAUGGGUAUCACCAACCACGAGGAGUACUCCCUGGUGCGGGACCUGCCUGACGACGAGAAGGAGAAGACGCUGACGCUGAAGAGAGACAAGUCCAUCGCUAAGGACCAGAAGAAACUGGAGGAGAUGAAGAAGAAACUCCACACCGAUGAUGAAAUGAACUGGCUAGACCACAGUAAGACACUGAGGGAGCAGGGCAUCGACCCAAACGAGAUACUGCUGCUGAGGAGGAAGUUCUUCUUCUCUGAUCAGAACGUCGACGCCCGUGACCCCGUCCAACUUAACCUCCUCUAUGUCCAGUCCCGUGACGCCCUGCUGAACGGCACCCACCCCGUGAGUCAGGAAGAAGCUAUACAGUUUGCAGGCUUGCAGUGUCAGAUACAGUUCGGGGACCACGUCGACUCCAAACACAGACCGGGCUUCCUCGACUUGAAAGAAUUCCUGCCGAAAGAAUACAUGAAAAUCAAAGGAGUUGAAAAGAAGAUUUACAUUGAACACAAGAAGUGGGCCAGCAUGUCGGAGAUUGAGUCAAAGGUCAAGUACACCCACUUGUGUCGCUCCCUCAAGACCUACGGCAUCACCUUCUUCCUUGUCAAGGAGAAGAUGAGGGGGAAGAACAAGCUGGUACCGAGGCUGCUUGGCAUCACCAAGGACAGCGUGGUGCGUGUGGACGAGAAGACCAAGGAGAUCAUGAAGACCUGGCCUCUGACCACCGUGAGGAGAUGGGCAGCCUCCCCCAACAGCUUCACCCUGGACUUCGGAGACUACUCAGACACGUACUACUCCGUGCAGACGACGGAGGGGGAGCAGAUCUCACAGCUCAUAGCUGGCUACAUCGACAUCAUCCUCAGGAAGAAAAAGGCAAAGGACCACCUCGGUCUGGAUGGAGAUGAAAACUCCAUGAUGAUGGAGGACAACGUACUGCCGGCCAAGGCGACCAUCAUCCAGCACCAGUCCUCCAACGUGUCCCACCCCCAGUCUGGGUCGGUGGCGAUCCCCGCGGUGCUGCGUGACGGGGGGCAGGGGGAGUCCAUGUUCGGGAUGGGCAGCAUGCAGCAGGUGCAGUCCACACACGUGACAAACCUCGCGCACGCUGGACACGCCGCCCCUCAUGGUCAGAACGCCCAGCAGCACGGCCUCAACCAGUCCCAGAAGGCCCUGUUGACCACCAUCGAGGAGGGACUGUCCUCCGUCAACAUGGCCAGGACAGAUCUACAACAGAGGGCACAGGUCCCCAAGCUCGGAUCAGACGCGGCCUCCAAGAAGUGGCGUGAGAACCAGCUGGACCUCAACAGACAGAAGGUGGGCUCCCAGCUGUCCGCCAUGAACGCCGCCACGGCGCAGCUCGUCACGCUCACCUCCGGCAAGGAGGACGAGAUCGACUACAACGCUGUCGGCUCAGCCGUCCAUCAAAUUUCGUCCAACCUGGGUCAGUUCAGCCGGGAUGUGAAGAUGGUGGCUGCCCUACAGGAAGAGAACAAUGACAAACUGCUGGACGCUGCCCGACGCCUCGCCGGCGCCUUCUCUGACCUCCUCAAUGCUGCAACGCCCGCCAAUGUGGAGCCGCGCCAGAACCUGCUAGCAGCUGCCAGCAAGAUUGGGGAGGCCAGCCAGGAGGUCAUGGAUGAGGUCGGCGAGACCACUGAGGACCUGGACAGAGUCUUCCAGGACACGCUCCUGUCACUGGCUAAGGCAGUGGCUAAUGCCACGGCGGCGCUGGUGCUGAAGGCAAAGAACGUGGCCUCCAAGACUGAGGACCAGGGUCUGCAGAACAGGGUCAUCAGCUCCGCCACCCAGUGCGCCCUCGCCACGUCCCAGCUGGUGGCCUGCACCAAGGUUGUGGCGCCCACCAUCGGGAACCCAGCCUGCCAGGAACAGCUGAUCGAGGCCGCCAAGCUCGUCGCCAAGUCUGUGGAGGGCAUCGUGGAGGCAGCACAGUCUGCAUGUAAGGACGACCACCUGCUGCAGGAUCUGGGCGGCGCCGCCACGGCCGUCACCAAGGCCCUCAAUGACCUCCUGCAACAUAUCAAGAAGGCCGCUGUGCCUGUCAGGGCCAGUGAGCAGCAUGAGGAGGCGGUGGACCAGAUCAUCACCGUCACAGACAACCUGUUCAGCAGUGUGGGCGACGCCCAUGAGAUGGUCAAGCAGGCCCGACACCUGGCCCAGGCCACGUCCCAGCUGGUCAGUGCCAUCAGGAACCAGGCUGAGACCAACACCGACUCCGACGUACAGAAGCGUCUCCUAGCAGCAGCUAAACAACUUGCUGACGCUACAGCCAAACUGGUGGAGGCGGCCAAGGGCUGUGCCUCCAAUCCCAAUGACUCCGACCAGCAGCAGAUUCUCCGGUCCGCGGCAGAGGAGUUGCGCUCCGCCACCAACGCAGCUGCCAGCAACCAGCUGAAGAGGAAGCUGAUCAACAGGCUGGAGAAUGCCGCCAACCAUGCUGCUGCUGCCGCCACCCAGCUCAUCAACUCCUCCUCCCUCGCCAACAAGACGAACCGUAACGCCACCACGGAGGCCCAGCUCCGACAGCAGUGUGAGGCUGUGAAUGAGGAGAUACCCCCCCUGGUACACGCUAUCCGGGCCUCCCAGCGCAGUCAGGACAGCGCCACCGCGCAGCUGUCUCUCAUCAACGCCAGCCAGGACUUCAUACAGCCGGCCAGCAGGAUGGUGGCUGCCGCUAACGCCGCCGCUCCAACAGUGACGGACCAGGCUGCAGUCCUCAAUCUCCACAACAGCGUCAAGGCCAUGACAUCAGCACUCGCAGAACUCAGGACAGCCUCAUCGAAGGCCCAGGAGGCGUGUGGCACACUGGAGGUGGAGUCCGCCCUGGACCAGGUGCAUGGACUCAACUACCAGCUGGACGAGAUCAAGAAGGCAACAAACGAAGGACGCCUCGUCCCCCUGCCUGGAGAGACGGCUCAGUCAGCUGCUCUCCAGCUGGGAACUACGUCCAAGACGGUCGGCUCCUCUAUGGCACAGCUGCUCACAGCUGCAGCUCAGGGUAAUGAAGACUAUGUUGGUAUCGCUGCUCGGGAUACGGCCAACGCAUUGCGGGUGUUGACGUCAGCAGUGCGCGGUGUUGCUGCAACCACCACGGACAGGCAGGUCCAGCACGCCAUCAUCGAGUGUGCCCAGGACAUCAUGGACAAGUCUGUCAUCCUUCUGGAGGAGGCCAAGCGGGUGAUGCGGGACCCCAGCAACCCCGAGAACAUACAGAGGCUCAACCAGGUAUCCAAGAGUGUGUCGAACGCCCUCAACAACUGUGUGAACUGCCUGCCAGGUCAGAGAGACGUGGACGCCGCCCUCAGACACAUCACCGCCUCCAGCCAGACUCUCUCCUCCCCUCGGUUCCCCGGGACGGGCAAGUCGUACCAAGAUGUUCAGGUCGACAUGAACAACGCAGCAGUAGGCUUGAACCAGGCGGCCAGCAACAUUGUGACGUCGUCCCGCGGCACCCCCCAGCAGCUGGCCAUGUCCUCCUCCCAGUACGGACACUCCUACCAGGAGUUCGUGGACACCGGACUCACCAUGGCCGGACUCUCCAAGGACGUGGAGACACAGAACCAGAUCGUGGGUGGCCUCAAGAGCGUGUCCAUGGUGUCCAGUAAGCUACUGCUGGCAGCCAAGUCCGUCUCGGCCGACCCUAAUGCCCCCAACGCCAAGAACCUCCUGGCCCAGGCUGCAAGGGCGGUGACAGAGAGCAUCAACCACCUCAUCAACAUCUGCACCGUGUCCGCCCCCGGACAGAAGGAGUGCGACAACGCCCUGCGCCAGAUAGAGAUGAUGCACAAUCUCCUUGACAACGCCAACGAGCCAAUCAGUGAUGCCCCGUAUUUCGAGUGCCUUGAUGGAGUUAUGGACAAAUCAAAGCCAACGGGGGGUCACCUGGAGAGUCUGGGAGAAGCCAUGACAGGAAUCUCCCAGCAUGCCAAGAGAGGAGACAUUGAUGAGUUCUGUGACUCUGUGAGGAAUUUCGCCAACUCCGUGUGUGGACUGACAGAAGCCUCUGGGCAGGCUGCCUACCUGGUAGGUAUCGCGGACCCUGCCUCGGAACCCGGCCGGCCCGGCGUUGUGGAUCAGUCCCAGUUCUCCCGGGCCAACCAGGCCAUUCAGAUGGCCUGUCAGAACCUCACCAACCCUGCCAGCUCACAACAGCAGUACUACGAGUCAUGGGCUGUAAGAUCUAUGGCUGUUGUGCGCCUCCCAUCCCGAGAGCAGGUGCUGUCUGCCGCCACGGUCGUCGCCAAGCACACGUCCGCGCUGUGUAACGCCUGCAGACUGGCCUCCUCCAAGACAACCAACCCUGUUGCCAAGAGACAUUUUGUACAGAGUGCCAAGGACGUGGCUAACAGCACUGCCAUGCUAGUCAAGGCCAUCAAGGCCCUGGACAGUGACUUCACAGACCACAACCGGCAGCAGUGUGCAGAAGCAUCUCGGCCUCUCAUCAAUGCAGUGGAGGAACUCACCACCUUCGCCUCAUCACCGGAGUUCGCCAGUAAACCCGCCAAGAUCAGCCACCAGGCACGGCGUGCCCAGGAGCCCAUCACGAUGUCGGGCAAGGCGAUGAUCGAUGGGGCGUGUCAUAUGCUGCAGGCCGCCAAGCAGCUGGCCAUCAACCCCCGCGACCCCCCCACAUAUCAGCUGUACUCCAACCACUCCAAGAGCGUGUCCGACGCCAUCAAGAGACUCGUAUCAGCCAUCAAGGACACUGCCCCAGGUCAGAAGGAAUGUGACACUGCCAUCGACAAGCUGAACCACACAAUCCGCGACCUGGACCAGGCCUCCCUGGCGGCCAUCAGCCAGAACCUGGGCCAGCGCAAUGACAAGACUCUCAAGUCCUUCCAGGAGCAGAUGAUCAACAGCGGCCGCGAGAUCCUGGACACCAUCGAGGCCAUCCAGCGGGCAGCCAAGUGCAAGCCAGAGAACCUGGGACACCUGAUCAACACCAUGUCCUCCUACUUCGAGCCUCUCUCUGACGGGGCUAUCGGGACAGCCUCCAAGAACCUCAACUCCAAGCAACAGAUGAACGUCCUCGACCUGUCCAAGACAGUUGCGGAGUCAGCUCUUCAGUUCCUCUACGCUUGUAAGGAGAGCGGUGGAAACCCCAAGGCGAUGCAGGCUCACGGCAACGUGGACGGAGCGGCGGAGGACAUGAAGGACGUCCUCCAGGACCUGCUGCAGACCAUCGAGGAGGCCGCCUCCCAGUCUGGCGCCGUCAGCAGCAUGAUCGACAGCAUCAGCAAGUCCAUGGCACGGACUGACGAGAUUAUCGCCACGGAGGGAACAUCGUUUGUGGACUACCAGACCAACAUGGUGCGCCUUAGUAAACAGAUUGCCCGGUCAGCACAGGACAUGAUCGGCAAGUCCACCACCAACGUGCAGGACCUGGGGCAGCUGGCCAACCUGUUGACCCGGGACUACAGCCAACUCUCCAACAACUCCCGCGGAGCCGCCGCCGCCACCAACAACCUCGAAAUCGGCAACCGGAUCCGGACGGCUGUGCAGGACCUGGGCCGGAGCUGUGUGGAGGUGGUGCAGGAUGCUGGCAACCUCCAGGCCAACCCCACCGACUCCUACGCCAGGAAGGACCUGUCAGAACACGCCAAGAGCAUCUCAGAGAAGGUCUCCUUCGUCCUGGCAUCCCUCCAGGCCGGGUCACGUGGCACACAGGCCUGCAUCAACGCAGCGAGCACCGUCAGCGGCAUCAUCGGCGACUUGGACACCACCAUCAUGUUUGCUACAGCCGGAACCCUCAAUGCUGAUGGCUCUGAAUCCUUUGCUGAUCACAGGGAGAGCAUCCUGAAGACAGCCAAGGCCCUGGUUGAGGAUACUAAGACUCUGGUUGCCGGGGCAGCAUCCAAUCAGGAACAGCUUGCGGCAGCUGCUCAGACAGCUGUGAAGACCAUCACGAGACUCGCUGAUGUGGUUAAGCUGGGGGCGGGAUCGCUGGGGUCUGAACAGCCAGAAGCACAGGUCCUCCUGAUCAACGCCGUCAAGGAUGUCGCCUCCGCUCUGUCCGACCUCAUCAGCGCGACCAAGAACGCCUCGGGGAAGAGUGUCAACGACCCCGCCAUGCUACACCUGAAAGACUCGGCCAAGAGGUCAAGAGUAAUUGACUCUGCCGAUGUCAGGUUUUUACGUUCUUUGUUCGCAUGAAGUGCGUGUGCGUCGUAGCCGCCUGUCCGAGAAACGGUCGGCCGGCUAUUGCACUUCAGUGUCUGUUGUGUGGGAUAGACCUGUCUUUGUUGUGUAUGCUUACCUGGUUCCAUCAUCUAGAUCAGAAUCAUUAACAUCAUUACAUUUGUUGAUAACCAAUACCAAAGAAUAUUCAAAAGUGCCUUGAAACUUUGUUAAAUGAUUAACUGCACUUGUUUGCCAGUUCAGCACCUGUAGAGUAACCUCCCCUUAGAAUCGAACAUUAGAGUUACCCCCCUUUAUGAAUGGUUGUCGUCCUUCAUAUUAGUGAACAUCAUGCCUGAUUGGCUGAAAUCAUUGAUGCUGCCUUUUCAUUGGUUGUUAAUAUGCACUGGAGCUGAGGAUUGCAUGGUGUUAGAGCACAUAGUCAGACAUAACAGCUCGCCUAGAGAUUCCGUAGCCAUGUAACAGAACUGCCCUGUUUAACAGAGGGCAAUCACAGUCAUACUAUACUCCAGCAACUGAAACGUUUAAGCAGAGUUUUAACAAAGUGGGCUUUGGAAAAGUCAGAUUUUAAGAAGUGUAUUCUGAGCCUCUUUUUGAGGUGGGAUCCAGAAAUUGGUUGGGGAACUUCCGUCACAUUAAGUAGUUAUACCCAAGAAGCAAGAAAAUAUUUAUGAACUUCAUUGAAAUAUGUAUCUGUUUUUUAUUUUCAAAAUAUUUUGUAGUCCAUUUUUUAUUUUUUUAAAUAAAUUAGAAUUACCGACAGAUUGACUGGAUAGAAACAUUUCAGUUUCAACAUAGAGCAUGAGGUACGUAAGCCUUUGUUGGUGUUUGCAUGAUUUGUGCUGAGUUUAUUUCAAAAAUAAUCCAAAAAUAUUUUUAUUGUAUAUGAUUAUCAACCACUCAAGAAUGUAAGUGUUAAAGUUUGGUUAUUUUUGUCCAUAUUUAAAAUAUUGAUAUUCCUACCUGUGUUCAGUAAACUUGUGGUUGUGUACUAUAUACUUGGAGCUGAAUGUCUCAGAUAACGUAUAUAGCUGUAUACAGAAUAUCAUACAUAUCAUUUGUGUAGAGACAUGUCAUGUUAUAUUUGCCUGUGACAUUUUCGUUUAGAAAUAACAUUCAUCGCAGUGUGAAAGUACUUUUUUUCCCAAAAUAUUUGUCAAUUAAGCCACAAAUUACCUAAAAUAUGUCUCUAAUUGAUGUCCCACUUAAAACCAUUCUUGAACUAAAUUUCAUCUUUGUGUUGUUUGUUAAAUACCGAGGUGUAAGUCAGUAUAUUUGAUAUAAAAGUUUGUAAGCAGUUGUUCAUUUUUAGCCUAUUUUUCUGACUAUUGAGCUAAGUAUUAUUUGUGUAUUGUCAUGUAGAAAUAAAUAAACACUGUCCGUGCUU
Haliotis rufescens (red abalone) is the source of this 7749-nucleotide messenger RNA. RefSeq names its product talin-1-like. Bases 201 to 6377 code for a protein of 2058 amino acids. Gene Ontology annotation, molecular function: actin filament binding; structural constituent of cytoskeleton; integrin binding. The record is from RefSeq and is a predicted model, not a curated record. The transcript is spliced from 48 exons. Gene Ontology annotation, biological process: cell-cell adhesion. Lineage: Eukaryota; Metazoa; Mollusca; Gastropoda; Lepetellida; Haliotidae. Gene Ontology annotation, cellular component: ruffle; focal adhesion; plasma membrane.